Penicillium egyptiacum is the source of this 2589-nucleotide messenger RNA. NCBI's taxonomy places the organism in Eukaryota, Fungi, Ascomycota, Eurotiomycetes, Eurotiales, Aspergillaceae. The record is from the annotation of a GenBank genome assembly.
AUGGGUCUUUUCAAGAAAUCCGAUGGCGAUGAUGACUCUAACCGCCGAGCACUCUUUGGCUCGCGGAAGAAGGACAAGAGCCCAUCGACCCCCUCAAACCCUUACGCCCAACCAAUUCCGGUAGACCCAUACACUAAAGCCAAAAUUGGCGCAGGUGUUGCCCCCUUACCUGCCGACCACCCAGCCGCCAACGGCGGCUCCGCGGCGCAGAGCCCCCACAACAUCCCCUCGGACAACAAGUACUCCGCCAACAGAUACGGAAACCAAGGUGGCUACGGAAGUGAUCGAUUCGGCGGAUCCGGCGCAGGCGCCGGCUCCCCGGCCUCGGGCUCCCGGUAUGGAAGCGGUGGCUACGGAGGUUUGGGGGGCGGCGAUCCCAAUGACCCCGCGGCUGCAGAUUCCGCUCGCAACGAGCUAUUCGGUGGCGCCAACAAGAACAAGAACCGGUCACCGGACAACUCGGCCGGUUCGCCACCACCGUACUCCGAGGGUCAAAAUGGUCAAGGACAGAACAACUACGGUGGCGGCAGCAACGAAUACAGCAUGGCAACCUUCCAGGAUCGACAGCUAACAGCCGAAGAAGAGGAGGAGGAGGAAGUUCAGGCGACGAAAAACGAGAUGCGCUUCGUGAAGCAGGGUGAUGUGGCGUCGACACGGAAUGCACUCCGGGCUGCUGCGCAGGCAGAAGAAACCGGUCGUGCCACUCUGGCCCGACUCGGUGCGCAGGGCGAGUCAGUCCACGACACGGAGAAGAGCUUGGACAUGACGAGCAUCGAAGGCCGUAUCGCCGAAGACAAGGCAAAGGAGCUCAAGACCCUCAACAAGAGCAUGUUCGCCGUGCACGUAUCGAACCCGUUCACGGCAUCGCGCCGCCGGCGCGACCGCGAUGAGAAGAUUCUCAAUACACACCGCGAGGAUCGUGAUGUCCGCGAGGGCACACGGUCGGAGGCGCACGCGACUAAUCAGCGCAUGGACCGGGUGUUCCGUGAUAUUGACCGCGAUGCGGCGAAACAGGGCAAGGGCAAGAAGGCGAGUGUGACCGAGCGUGCCAAGUACCAAUUCGAGGCGGAUAGCGAAGAUGAGGGCAUGGAGGACGAGAUCGAGCAGAACUUGGAUCUGCUCAGUGGUGCUACUGGUCGGUUGAACGGUCUUGCCUUGGCCACUGGAAAAGAGCUGGACGAGCAGAACAGGCAUCUCGAGCGUAUCAUGGGCAAGUCGACAACACCGAGCAGCACAAGCAUCCCUUAUCGACAUGCCAAGCUACACCGAACAGGACUUCACUGCAGAUCUCCAGCGCAUGACAGGGAACCGCACCGACCCUGCGCUAUCAGCAGCUCUAGUCCACGACUCCCGCGCCGCCGUCGGCUGGCUAGCCGCCAACGGCGUCCGCUUCCAGCUCUCCUUCAACCGCCAGGCCUACAAGUCAACGGCAGGAUCAAGUUUUGGGGUGGACUCGCGUUAAAAACUCAAGACUGCGGAAAGGGUCUUGUCGAGGAUGAGUUACGCGCGGUCACAAACGCCGGCGUGGAUGUGUUCUUCGACACGGUUGCUCCAGCGGUGGUGACUGACCCGACGAGUGGUGCUGUUGUUGGCGUUGAAGUUGUCAACAGCGAUAGCAGUACUAACGCACAUAAUAAAAUCACCAUCGCUGUCGGCGCCGUCAUUCUCGCUGCAAGCGGUUUCGAGGCAAAUCCGCAGCUUCCUGCGCAGUGGCUCGGUCCUGGGUGGGAUUGUGCACGCGUGCGUGGCACACCGUAUAAUACCGGUGAGAUGCUACAGAUUGCGCAGCGGGACGUGUCGGCUAAGACGGCGGGGAACUGGAGUGGAUGCCAUUGUGUGGCGUGGGAUGCGGAUGCGCCGUUGGAUUCUGGGAACCGGGAAGUUUCGAAUGAGUAUACGAAGAGUGGGUACCCGCUGGGGAUUAUGGUGAAUCGGGAUGGGAAGCAGUUUGUUGAUGAAGGCUCCGAUAUGCGGAACUAUACGUAUGCGAUGAUUGGGCGGCGGGUGCUUCAGCAGCCUGGGCAGGUUGCAUUCCAGGUUUGGGAUGCGCGAACUGUGGCGUGGCUGCGUGAGGAGUAUCGUGGUGAGGUGGUUCGGCGCAUUGAGGGAGCAUCGUUGGAGGAGCUUGCGGAGAAGUGUGUGGAGGUUGGACUUGUUGAUCCUAGACGCUUCAUGGAGAGUGUUAAGGAGUAUAGUGCUUCUAUCGAGGGUGAGGAUGGGCAGAAGAGGUGGGAUCCUGCUAUUAAGGAUGGGCUUGUUGCUAAGGGGCUGCCUGUUCCUAAGUCGAAUUGGGCUUUGCCUAUUCACAAGCCGCUUUUCCUGGCUGUCAAGGUCACGGCAGGCAUCACGUUCACUUUUGGUGGAUUGGCUGUGAAUCCUGGAACUGCGGCAGUCAUUUCAGAGACGACAAGUGAUGAGGUUCCUGGAUUGUAUUGUCUGGGUGAGAUGCUUGGAGGCAUCUUCUACGAUAACUACCCUGGUGGAAGUGGAUUGACUUCUGGGACUGUCUUUGGGCGUCGUGCUGGUCGAGCAGCAGCGGAGCGAGCUGCGAAGAGUGGAAGACUAAACGGUUGUCAGGAGAGUAGAUAA